Molecule: messenger RNA, 1735 nt
Organism: Cuscuta europaea
Lineage: Eukaryota; Viridiplantae; Streptophyta; Magnoliopsida; Solanales; Convolvulaceae
Source: the annotation of a GenBank genome assembly
GUUAUCUCUAACCAACCUACUUCAUCAUGUGUACUGUGUAGCCAUCACAUUGCCGGCCAACGCAGCUCGUAACUAUUUUGAGUAGCCACCCACUUCAUUUUAACUUUCUUCUUCUUCUAUUCUGUACAGAGUAUAAGAGUAUUUAACUACGGUUGCUCGGACGGUUAGCAACUGAGACUCAAACAUGCUUCAGCUCUACUCGUAUUGGCGGAGUUCUUGCUCUUUCCGCGUUCGAAUUGCUCUCAAUCUGAAAGGACUUGAUUACGAGUACAAAGCGGUUAACUUGAUCAAUGGCGAGCAAUCCAGCCCUGAAUUUCUGAAGAUCAACCCAAUGGGGUAUGUGCCUGUAUUGGUGGAUGGAGAUGUGGUUAUUUCAGACUCUUUUGCCAUUUUGAUGUAUUUGGAAGAAAAGUACCCAGAGCAUCCCUUGUUGCCUGAUGAUCUUCAGUUAAAAGCUAUACACUUUCAGGCUGCAAAUAUAGUUUCUGCAAACAUACAACCUCUACAAAAUUUAGUUAUUCUGAAAUAUAUUGAAGACAAAGUGGGUCCCGAUGAAAAAGUCCCAUGGUGUCUGACUCAUAUACGAAAAGGCUUUGCUGCGCUGGAAGCGUUAUUGAAAAGUCAUGCUGGGAAGUAUGCUACGGGUGAUGAAAUUUAUCUGGCUGAUCUUUUUCUAGUGCCCCAAAUCUAUGGAGCUGUCAACAGAUUCAAAAUGGAUAUGAAUGAGUUCCCCAUUCUAUCUCGUUUAUAUGAGGCGUACAAAGAAGUACCUGCUAUUCAAAAUGCUAUGCCAGAGAAACAACCAGAUGCAUCCCCCUAGGCAAGAGGUUUAGGGUCUCAUGGGUACUUAUUUAUCCUCUUUUGCUGAAGCGGCUGUAGGCUCUUCAGAUCAUUCUGGUGGGUGGCCUUGAGAAUUUGCAUCUUUGUUUUUUAGACUACUUUCAUGAGAUCCACUGUUGUAAUAAAUAUAUUAUCACUUGGGACGUGAUACUAUAUUAUCUUUAAUGGUUUUCACUCCCUUCUAAUAAAAAAUGUUCUAAUUCUAUCAUUGAAACAAUUCCACUUUUAGUCAUGUGACUAUUAUACCACUUCCACAUUUAGUCUCUUACUUUCAGAUUGUCCACAUUUAGUCCGUGACCAUUAUCUCCUCACCACCUCUCGUCCUUCCGGCUAAAAUUCCGGCAAAUAUAAUGCAGAUUUUACGUAUGAAAAACCAAAUUUAAUGCAAAGACUGAUAUGAAAAACUCAACCUUAUAUAAAAUUUAAUGCAAAGACUGAUUCUGAGGUUGAUAAGUGGACUAAAUUUGCUGGAAUUUUGGCCAGAAGGACGAAGAGUGGUGAGGGGAUAAUGGUCACGGACUAAAUGUGGACAAUCUGAAAGUAAGGGACUAAAUGUGAAAGUAGUAUAAUAGUCAUGGGACCAAAAAUUUAAUUUUUUCUAAUUCUAUCUCGUGUAACUUUUUGGUCCCCUUCUACUAAACGUGUUCACUGAAUUAUUUAAAUGCGUGAAUUGAGAUUGUUACUGGUUUACUCUGUGCAGCUUCGUAGAGUGUAUGUCAAUACAACACAGUGAGGUUUCAGAUGUUAUAGUGAAUACUCCGUAUGAUAUAAUGAUAUUGGUAUUAACUAAUAAGGCCCAAGGCUUUAACAUUGAUUUAAAUUUCUUAAUGAAAUCUCACGAUUUGUAAACUUGGAGUUCAUUUUAAUAUGAUAAAUCUUAUAUAAUGGUUUAUUA